Molecule: messenger RNA, 4110 nt
Organism: Orbicella faveolata
Lineage: Eukaryota; Metazoa; Cnidaria; Anthozoa; Scleractinia; Merulinidae
Product: tRNA (32-2'-O)-methyltransferase regulator THADA-like
Biological process (GO): tRNA methylation
Cellular component (GO): cytosol
Source: RefSeq, a predicted model, not a curated record
AUGGGUAAAAGUUUCAGUUUCCUCAAAUUUAUUAUUUUUUGUACUCUGAAAUGAUCCAAGUUAAUUCGAGUUGAUCUGAGUUGAUCCAACUGCAAGUGAUCUGGUCCUACUUUUGUACCUACCUCUACUGAUCCUAUAAAAUGAACAGAAGAAAGAAAAUAAAAAAGCCCAGAGCUAGUACUAGAAAUGGCUCUUAUUAAAGUUAGUUAAUAAAUUUAGCUUACCAGAAAUUUUCAAAAUGGCAGACACAUUGCAGAUUUCUGACUUUCUUCUCCUUAAAUUGUAAUUUGCAGAAAGUCCAGCACAGAACAAGUAGGGAUAUCAUCAACAGAAACUAUCGUAAUUGUACCCCUUUGAAAAUUAAACAAUGAAAGAAACACUGGUAAAUGAACAUGCGUACAAGUAACUACCAUUGACACACAUGGUAUACAUCAACCAGAAGUUAAUUUUGGCAACCUUGUAGAUUGCAGUGUUGUUCACCAUUACAAGGCCAUGUGGUUGAUUUCUUGUCUCUUGGCAUGUGACAAUAGCUUUUAAGGUGUCUCAAUACAGUUUUUUUCUGGACCAUGCCAAGCAUUGUCAAUCAGCUUUCUAGCAGUCUUCCCUAACCUGAUCGAUAUGAAAAUUAGACCAGGAAUUGGAAAUGGUUUGUUUAGUUUGUGUUUAAUUUGGUCUUUCUCAUGGUAAUCAAUAUUUCCAGGGUGUCUUGAAAACAGACUCCCUAGGACCCUAAAGACCCUUAAACCCCUUAAGACCCCAAAACUUGAAAGUAAAGACCCCCCAUUUUUAACAUUUUUUAAGGGGGGCUGGGCUACUCCUCUUCUUAGUACCCCCAGAAAUGUCGCCACUGGAAACCUUUUUCAGAGGGAAGGGGAGGGGAUGCCAUUUUGUACAAUAAUUAGAACAGUUUAAAUAAGUUUAAAUAAAGUUUAAGUCUUCUGUUUGUACUCUCUCUUGUUUUUGUCACUUCCCCCCAAAAUUGUCUUUUUCCGAGGUGAAGGGGUGGAGUUUUCAGAUUUGUACCAUUCUCUGCUCUUUAAUCUUCCAUGGAGAGCAUGAGGUUAAUAAGCUGACAACUGUACUAUAAUCCACCUCACCCCAUUACUUCCCCCUCUUUCCUUCCACCCGCCCUAAAAAACUUGUCUUUUGCGAGGAGGGCGAGGGAAUUUGUAAAUAGACUUAAACAUUGACUAAACCAUGUCCCCGGAAAUUGUCGAGCCAUGUCCAGAUCUUUUUUUCACAAGUGGAUCCUAUGUCAUUUUGCAUACUACAAAUGGUUUAUCACUGUGGUGAAUAGCCAGAUUAAAUUCAACAGGAGCCUGUGCCUGAGGGCCUUGCUCGCUUCCCCCCUCUCUUUCUCCCUCUCUCCCCUCCCUUCCCUCCCUCCCUCCAGUCUCUAAUCUCCUGUGAAGAGCAUGAGGUUGACAUACUCACAAACUGUUUGAGCCAGCAUUCUGUGUCAUCUUCAGUUGCUGUCGUUUUGUCAAAGUAUCUUAUGCAGAGUAUCUCGUGAACCUACAGAUCACACAGCAUCCCCUCCCCUUAGAAAAAAUGCAAUUUUUCUAGAGGGUACUGCCGAGAGGAGUGCCCAAAAAAUAUGCAAAAAAAUGGAGGGUCUUUGUGUUCAAGUUUUGGGGCCUUAGGGGGUUCUUAGGGGUCUUAGGGGGUCUUUGUUUUCAAGACACCCACAUUUCCAUGGAAAUGAUAAACUAAAACAUCGAAAAUUGGUACAUUUUGCAUAAACCAGAUGUGAUAUGAAAAAGCUAAUACUAAUGCCUUAAACAAUAGUGUAUGGUAAAUUAAAUAUACAGGAAUUAGAAAACUCUGUGUUUAAUUUGAAUAAAUCAUAAAAGCAUUUCAAAUUAUACUUUUUGCAUCAUAAGUAAAUGACUGAUAGGUCUUCAUUUGUAGUUUUGGGGUCGCCUUCUCUACAAAAUGAAGACCCUGUCAAUUUGUUGACUCUUUGCAUGUGACAAAGCAUUAAAGUAGAAACUAGUUUGAGAGGCCUAAAAUUAACAAACUCUUUGGUUUUGGUUAUCAGUCCUCAUUUUAUAGACACCACUCCGAAAUUACUUGAAGUGAUGAGUAUAAGUUUGCAAUGCCUUAAAUGGAAUAGGUUAAGUAAUAUGUAAGAUAAAUGUAAGUAAUGUAAUGUUUGUCAAAUAGUCAAGUAAUGCAUGAAUAAGGUGUUAGUAAUGUAACAAUUUUAUUAUUGAAUACGUAAUAAACAUAAGAUAAGUAAUAUUUAAGUGGCGAAUGCAAAAGUAUAAUGUAUAAUGUUAGAGCAGGAAACAAAUCAGAAAGUGAAAUAGGGGAAGUGAUAUACAAGGGAAAUGUAAGUAAUAGUUGUGUAGAAAACAAAUAAAGUUAAUAUACAGAUAGAAAAAGGGAAAACACAAUGAUAUGAUUCUUUUUUAAGUAGACUUUUAUUUUGCAAACAAAAUAGAUCAGUAACAAUCAAUCACCUUUUGGUGUUAAUAAACUACCUGUUUUAUCUGCAAAUUAAUGAGGAUCCACUACAUUUUACUUACAACCCACACUUUGGUCAUGAAGUCAUCCAAAACUAAUAUUCCUACUCUGGUUAAUUAGAAACUUGCCCCCCAAAUGUCUACCCCAAUAGAAAUUUAUAACAUAAAAAGAGAAAUAUAAUGCAGCUGUUAUUUCUCUCUCAGAGACAGCCUGAAGUGUGCACUGUUGUGUUUUUUAUCACGUAUGGUUUCUCUGAUGCAUGGAAUGAUCAGCAACAAGGACACAAACAUUGCUUUAGAAUCUUUACAGGCAGUGAUAGAGUUUGCAAAUAUAACCCUUCAAACAAGUUCACCUACCGAAAGUGUUGAAGUGAGGCUUUGUACUGCACAGGUCUUGGGGCAUACAUCAGUUACUGAUGUGAUGAUUGAUUUGCAAGUAAGGUUGGGUGCUGUACAUUUUCUUUUGUGGUCUGUGGUAAUAAAGCUCCUUCAGGAUGAGGAACCUUUGAUUAGAGAACAGAUGGUUGAAGCAUUUUCAACUUGGUUGAACGGUAUCCACAAUUCCGCACUAGUUUCCGCCUUGACGUUUGGGAACUUUUCUGUCGUACCUCCUCUGACGCUAGAGAAUGCCAUGUUCUGUGUCUGGUUCCUGUAUAUUGAGCGAGAACCUGUCCAAUGCAUAUUGUGGAUGUUGAAGUGGAUAUGGGGUGACAUGCUCUGUAGCUGUAAUCCUGGUCAGGAAGAUGGCAUUUCCGAUGUGGAUCGUCUUUUUGAGAAAGGACCUGUAAAUAUUUACAAUGAAGACUUAAUUGUGAUAGAUGUCACCUGGAAAACUGUUAAAACAGGAAUAGAAGUGAAUAAUGGAUAUGCUCUAUUAAAGCUUCAACGAAACCGGACAGAAAUUAUUGAAUUACUGAAUAAGCAGUUAGAGGAGUGUAUUUUUUUCCUUGAAAGUCUUUUGUUGAUUAACUACAAUGUUAACAAAAAUUUGUUUAGUCAUUUUUACAGAUCAUUUGUUGGAAUUUCUGUAAUUAUCAUGUUAACGGAAAAGCUUGAGGGGAAUAUUUCUCCUAUGCAGAGCCGAAUUAUGGCUAUAUUACAUGCCGUAAAAAAGCUAUCUGAUCUGGGAGGAAGUUUACUUCACCCAAAGUUACAACAGCCUUUGAAAGAAUUAUGUAGGUUUUAUAUCUAGUAAAAUAGUCUUAAUUAGAUAGGGCGCGUUUAAAACACGAAAUGGCGAAAUUACGAAAUGGCGAAAUUACGAAAUGGCACUACGAGUAAGAGUCAAUGUGGGAUAUGGGCUGGUGUUUAUAAGGGUAGCCCUUACUAUUAUUGAGAGCUAACCACCGUCUAAUCAGUGAUAUUUAGGCUAAAUUGAGCGCUAUUUAGGCCAACCAGAGCGCUAUUUAGGUUAACGGUAGUGCCGUUUCGUGUUUUAAACACACGCCCUAUUAGAUAAUAAUUUAGUGUGAGAUUACAAACACAUAAGAUGUCGCUUAAUUUAGUGUGAGAUUACAAACACAUAAGAUGUCGAUUGACAUAUUGUCAAAAUAUUAACUAGUAGUAAUGAAAGAUUAGAGCAGUGCGUUAACGCACGUACUUUGCAUGUUUGGUCUACUUUGGUGGCAUUCGAAACUAAGUU